CCGACGGGGUGGAUAAGCGAGCACACCAAACAGCCUGAAAAUCGCACUCUUCCCACUCGUGUCACGGCUUUAUUGUUGAAUAUUUGUUCGAAUAAGAUCGAUCGGUCACAGGUGAUAAUCAAGCCGCUAGUGUCACUCGUAAGCUGGCGUGGAUUUGAAUGUCAGUCGGGUCAAGGUUCGCUCCUCCACGGGUGGAUAGUUCGCGUGAAAAAACGUCCAUGUGAGGAAAACACCAGCCUUUGGAUGAAUGUAUAUUAACUGGGCGUGAAGGAGUCCGCGUGGGAGCGUCGUCGUGGGAAUGAGCUGCCGCAGAAAAGGACCGCAAAGUGGACCAUGAUGACGAUGAGUGUAGCGGAGGUGUGCGAUCGUCAAGCCCGACGAGCCGUCAUGUCGGCGGUGAUGAUCACCAGGAAGGCGCGGAAAUGGGAGAAGCUGCCGGGAAAGAACACUUUCUGCUGCGAUGGGCGGGUGAUGAUGGCCCGGCAGAAGGGAGUCUUCUACCUGACCCUCUUCCUCAUCCUCGGGACCUGCGCCCUCUUCUUCGCCUUCGAAUGUCCGUACCUGGCGGUCCACCUGUCUCCCGCCAUCCCGGUCUUCGCUGUCGUGCUCUUCCUUUUCGUCAUAGCCAUGUUGCUGAGGACCAGCUUCAGUGACCCGGGGGUCCUUCCUCGAGCCCUCCCAGAGGAGGCCACGUUCAUCGAGAUGGAAAUUGAGGCCGCCAAUGGCAAUGUCCCCAGCGGCCAGCGGCCGCCGCCUCGCAUCCGCAACGUCCAGAUCAACAACCAGAUCGUCAAGCUCAAGUACUGCUACACGUGCAAGAUCUUCCGGCCGCCGCGAGCGUCCCACUGCAGCAUCUGCGACAACUGUGUUGACCGCUUUGACCACCACUGCCCGUGGGUGGGUAACUGCGUGGGCAAGAGGAACUACCGCUACUUCUACUUGUUCACGCUCUCCCUCUCGUUGCUCACCAUUUACAUCUUCACCUUUGACAUCGUCCACGUGGUCAUGCGCUCAGUGGAUGAUGGCUUUCUGAGCACGUUGAAGGAAACACCCGGAACUGUGCUGGAGUUGCUGGUGUGUUUCUUCACCCUGUGGUCAGUGGUGGGCCUGACGGGCUUCCACACCUACCUGAUCUCUCUCAACCAGACCACCAAUGAAGAUAUCAAAGGGUCUUGGUCGGGGAAGAACCGAGUGCAGAACCCCUACAGUCAUAAGAACAUCGUUAAGAACUGCUGCGAGGUGCUGUGUGGGCCGGCGUACCCCAGCGUCUUGGACAGAAGGGGGCUGAUGCAGGAGGACUCGCCGGUUGCCGCGGCGUCCGCCUUCUCUUUCAAUAACAGCAGCAACCCAGCGCUGCAAACCACUAAAACCACGGCGCCGCUCAUCCCAAACGAGCACACGCCGGAUGACGCCAAGCCGAGCGUCGCCGCCUCGGCAGAGUCCGACUCGUCCUCCCCCAAAGAGGACCGCCCCUCCUCGACCGUAGUCCCGCCUUUGGCCUCCCCCGAGGCCUACGCCGAGACCUCCGCGGUCAAGGACAAGAGCCACUAGCUGCACCAGGGGCCUCCCUCUUCAGUCCUGUACGGACGGGCACUUGAAUUAUCCCCCGCUCGAGUGACGCAUCCUCCUCGGGGAGAGGAGUGAUUUCAUGGAACGUCAGCAUCUUUGACGAAAACCCACCCGGGUCGAAGGAGUACUACUGGAGGCGGGGUAACAGUGCGCAUGACAAACCCACUCAGAUUAUUAUUGAAAACAUGAAACGUGAGCGUCUCCUAUACUCCAGGGACGACUUCUCCACUCGUGUAAAUCCUCAUCCGAGUCCAGUGUGUGCACACAUACAUACCCUAUGCAAAUCAUCGAGGCUGGGUGUAAAUAGACACACCUGUGUAGCAGUCAUACUCUAAAGGCUCCAUACAGUAUUCUGAGAAUUGCUGCAUCCAGUACUGUUACUAGCAAUUGCAAUGCCCGCCCUUCCCUUUUUGAUAUAUACAUGUACAAUACCGUAUCCUUAUAAACACGCUUUAUGCACAUGAAAUAUCAUCUCUCACCUUCACACUAAGUGCGUUCAUGAGCGUGUGACCAAACCCCCUGACUUUUGACGUUUUUAGACGCUAGUAGCAACCGUGCCUUACAAUGGACGUCAGCAAACAGUUGAAAAAAAACAAAAAACAAAAACAUUUACAGUCCGAUGUUAGAUUGAGAGUGCGUUUACACUUGUGAUGUUUGGCUAGGUUGAAAUAAGGCGUAAACACAACCGGUACGGCAAAAAAAAAAGAUGCAGGAAUGCCAAAUGUGUAAGUGAGGUCUUCCUUAAAAAGUGCUCUCUAAAAGUAUUUUUGAAAGGCUUUUGGUGAAAUCUAAAGUGGAAUGUUGGAGUUAUGUCACCAUCAAGUCCCCACUUGGUCACAAAGUAGCAGAAAACUGCGCAGCUGUUCUCCUCUUGGACUUAAGUCUGUCGCUUCCUUCAUCCAAGAUCCGCACUUUUGGGUGGAGCAACUCUUAAAUGAGGGCGUUCCCCUAUUAAAUCUGGCUUUGCACCUUUUUAUCCCAUUGACUUAAGUCAAUGUGCAAACUUUUUGACUUAGCAUUGGUCUAAUAUACAGUAUAUCUACAUGUAUGUACUGUAUGUAUAUGUGUACAGUAUGUAUAUAUAUAUGUAUGUGGAUAUGUAUGUAUGUAUACAGUAUAUAUGUAUGUAUAUAUAUAUAUAUAUAUAGGUAUGUGUAUAUAUAUAUAUAUAUAUAUACACACAUAUAUAUAUAUAUAUACACAUAUGUGAAUAUAUUAGGGCUGCAAGAACUAAUCGAUUAAAUCGAUUAUAAAAAUAGUUGGCGAUUAAUUUAGUCAUCGAUUCGUUGGAUCUAUGCUAUGCACAUGCGCAGAGGCAAUAUUUUAUUUUAUUUAGAACAUUUUUUUUAUUUUUUAUUUUUUUUAUAAACCUUUAUUUAUAAACUGCAACAUGUACAAACAGCUGAGAAACAAUAAUCAAAAUAAGUAUGGUGCCAGUAUGCUGUUUUUUUCAAUAAAAUACUGGAAAGGAUAGAAAUGUAGUUUGUUUCUUUUAUCCGAUUAUUAAUCGAAGUAAUAAUCGACAGAUUAAUCGAUUAUCAAAUU
Messenger RNA from Nerophis lumbriciformis (worm pipefish), 3114 nucleotides. It is a transcript of the gene zdhhc9, whose product is annotated as zDHHC palmitoyltransferase 9. Gene Ontology annotation, cellular component: endoplasmic reticulum; Golgi apparatus. Gene Ontology annotation, biological process: protein targeting to membrane; peptidyl-L-cysteine S-palmitoylation. The record is from RefSeq and is a predicted model, not a curated record. Gene Ontology annotation, molecular function: protein-cysteine S-palmitoyltransferase activity. NCBI's taxonomy places the organism in Eukaryota, Metazoa, Chordata, Actinopteri, Syngnathiformes, Syngnathidae.